This is a messenger RNA of Pipistrellus kuhlii (Kuhl's pipistrelle), 1810 nucleotides long. It is a transcript of the gene MDM4, whose product is annotated as MDM4 regulator of p53. Gene Ontology annotation, biological process: protein ubiquitination; regulation of cell cycle; negative regulation of apoptotic process. Gene Ontology annotation, molecular function: ubiquitin protein ligase activity. Bases 137 to 1582 code for a protein of 481 amino acids. The transcript has 11 exons. Gene Ontology annotation, cellular component: nucleus. The record is from RefSeq and is a predicted model, not a curated record. NCBI's taxonomy places the organism in Eukaryota, Metazoa, Chordata, Mammalia, Chiroptera, Vespertilionidae.
GGAAAUUGCGCUCUCAUUGGUCGCCACCCGGGUUUCAAAUUGCGCCUGAGGCCUGCGGGCUUCUGACUGAAGUCCUCUGGGCUUCGCGCGGGAGCAACGCGUGAGUGGCCCCCAGACUAAUUUCUUCACUGCCAAAAUGGCAUCACUUUCUACCUCUGCCCAGUGUUCAGCCUCUGACGGUGCUUGCAGGAGCUCUCCAAGACAGAUCAAGCAGGUACGACCAAAACUGCCACUUCUGAAGAUUUUGCAGGCAGCAGGUGCCCAAGGUGAAAUCUUCACUGUUACCCAGGUCAUGCACUUUCUAGGCCAAUAUAUAACAAUGAAGCAGCUUUAUGAUCCUCGGGAGCAGCAUAUGGUAUAUUGUAGUGGAGAUCUUUUGGGAGAACUCCUAGGAUGUCAGAGCUUCUCUGUGAAAGAUCCCAGCCCUCUCUAUGCUAUGCUAAGAAAGAAUCUUGUCGCUUUAACCACUGCUACUGCAGAUGCUGCUCAGACUCUCGCUAUCGCACAGGAUCAAAAUCUGGAUAUUCCAAGUCAAGACCACCUGAAGCAAAGCGCAGAGGAAAGUCCCAGUUCCAGGAAAAGUACCGAAGAAGGCAAUAUGCCCACACUGCCUACCUCACAGGAUAAGUGCACACCUUCCAGAGAAGAUGAGACCUCUAGGCUGGACCUCGGGCUGGAGGAGUGGGAUGUAGCUGGCUUGCCAUGGUGGUUUUUAGGAAAUUUGGGAAACAGUUACACACCUAGAAGUAAUGGCUCAACUGAUUUACAGACAAAUCAGGAUGUAGGUACUGUCAUUGCUUCAGAUACGACAGAUGACGUGUGGUUUUUGAAUGAGUCGGUAUCAGAGCAGUUUGGUGCUGGAAUAAAAGUUGAAGCUGCUGAUAUUGAACAAACAAGUGAGGAAGUAGGAAAAGUAAGCGACAAAAUGGUGCCUGAAGUGGGAAAAAGUGAUGACCUUGAGGACUCUAAGUCCAUAUGUGAUGACACUGAUGUAGAGGUUGCCUCUGAGGAUGAGUGGCAGUGUACUGAGUGCAAGAAAUUUAACUCUCCAAGCAAGAGAUACUGUUUUCGGUGCUGGGCCCUGAGGAAAGAUUGGUAUUCAGAUUGUCCUAAGUUAACCCAUUCUCUCUCCACGUCUGAUAUCACUGCCAUACCGGAAGAGAAGGAAAAUGAAGGAAUUGAUAUCCCUGAUUGCCGCAGAACCAUAUCAGCUCCAGUUGUUAUACCUAAAGAUUCAUGUAAAAAAGAAGAAAACCCCAAACUCUUUGAUCCCUGCAACUCUGUGGAGUUCUUGGAUUUGGCACACAGUUCUGAAAGCCAAGAGACUGUGUCAAGCAUGGGAGAACAAUCGGCUGACCUUUGCAAGCAGAGAGCAGAGACGGGCAGCACGGAGGAUUGCCGGAAUCUUCUGAAGCCAUGUAGUGUAUGUGAGAAGAGACCGCGCGACGGGAACAUUAUUCAUGGAAAGACGAGCCAUCUUGUCACUUGUUUUCAGUGUGCCAGGAGAUUAAAGAAGACCGGGGCUUCAUGCCCUGCGUGCAAGAAAGAGAUUCAUUUGGUUAUUAGGGUUUUUAUAGCAUAGCUGUGAAUCUGAACUUAAAAAAUACUAACAGGGUCAGGCCAAGUAUUCAAAACGUAGGUCUUGAGCAUCUUCGUCCAGUCUGAUCCAUUGUUUGUUUAUUCAUGUAAAUGUUGUAUUAAGACCACUUUUGUUUGUAAAUGUGUGAAAAUUGAGAAUGAGUUCUUUCAUCCUCCCUUCAGAGCUGAGGAUCUGGGCCCUGGUUAGUGUGGCUCAGUUGAUUGGAUGCCA